AGUAGCAUCAUUAAAAGAUAGGUCAAACAUAUCCGUUAUUGCAGUAAUUAUUAUGUAUUAACCAACAUCCAUGCAGACUGUUCGAUCAACGUCUGCCAAAAUAUCGGGCUUUUGUACUAUACUGCCCACAAAAAAUAUGUCUGUAGUAUUUUCUACUCGUUUAUACACAACUACAAAAUGCGUGGCCACUGGAUCCCAUGUGAAACCUCAAAAUCCGGUUAAAAAAGUUUUAAAGAGUGGAGUAUUCUGGGACAUUGAGAACAUACCGGUGAAAAAAUCCAUUGCCGCUAAACGUAUACCGGAGAUUAAGCAAGCAUUAACGAAUUUCAUAACCCAAGUCAAUCAUUAUGACGAAGAAAAUCCACCGAAAAAAGAGAUCGAAAAGUUUCUGGCCGUCGCGAGACAGCAGGGCGAAAAUCAAUUUCCUACGACAUCUGAUCUGGUGAAACGCACACUUGUGGAACACGAGAUUGAACUCCUUGAUCUUCCAUACUGCAACGAUCCGGAUUAUUGUGAUGAUGCAAUUUAUCACAGUGUGUUGUACUUCACGCGCGACUACGACAAGUGCGUCGUAGUGGCCCUGACGGGCGAUGUCGGCCUGGUACGCCGCAUUAACAACAUCAACCGGGAUUUUGACCUUAUCGUGGUCAUGCAGCGAGCCGGAAAGAAAACCAGCACUAUGCAGAAGCACUGCGACAAAAUCAAGCAGACAAACGAACGCGGCCGUCAACAAGCGGUCUACUUUAUUGACGAGGUGAUCAGGAAGUGUAUUGCCGGAUGCGUCCCGCUAACGUUUUCGCAGUUGCUGCGCCUAAACAACUCAAGGACCAACGUUUUUGACGAACCAUACUUAGACGAGAACCACUUCAGACUUUUGUUUUCCGAGCGUUGUGAAGAAACAUCAGAUAGCUCGACAGAUUUGGAAUGGGCACCUUUCUCUGCAAACGUAUUAGAGAAGUUGCGGCACCACUUCAGACUGAUGAAAGCAGCUAUCUCACAAUGCUCAAACCGAAUCAGGAAAGCGUUCUGCAUGCCAGAGCAAACUUCAGUCACCGUUAGCGGUUGAAGGGAAACUCAGUGACUCAGAACUGUCACACUUAAUUGUGGCAGGGAUUGAAUAAUUAAGAAUGAAACUGAAAGGUCGUCAAAUAGCAAUGAUUAGCUACCAUUCCAAAGCUAAUCCAUACAAACAAGGCUGUAGUAGUGGGCUGCAAAAUACCUAUGGUGGGCUGCAGGCCCACUACAUACAUAUGUUCCCGACUUCCUGUUUGUAUUCAGUGCAAGCAGUUCUUCAUACUGUUAAGUAUUGCAUUGACAUCUUGUAUGCGGUGCGUACGAUGCUGCAGUGAUGCAGAUUAAGUAAAGCAUUACUUUUAAGAGAGCUGGACGUAUAUAGCUGGACAUAACAUUUUUUAUAUGGUCACAAAAACCUAUAAUUAGUUGUUAUUGUGGGUAUAUCCGGAUGUGCGUGCCCACUUCGAGAUGAUAAAAACAAGUUCUUACAUU
Molecule: messenger RNA, 1506 nt
Organism: Paramacrobiotus metropolitanus
Lineage: Eukaryota; Metazoa; Tardigrada; Eutardigrada; Parachela; Macrobiotidae
Exons: 3
Coding region: 71-1066 (331 amino acids)
Source: RefSeq, a predicted model, not a curated record